AGAGUAGUGCCAUUGAAGUGAGUCAUCUAACGACGUGACCUGUAGAAGUAGCACUGAAGUUCACGUAGUCGCCAAAAUCAGUUCAUCAAAGUCCAGAGCGGUACACUCAUCACUGCCGUGAGUCACUGCUGUAGGGACAGGACUAAACCUACGAGAGCACCGAGUUCACUGAAGAAAAGUAGGUGCUUCACAGAUUUUUUUUUCUUCUUAGAACAUCUCAGUAGCGAUGAUUUUUAGGCAUUAGAUUUACACUGGAGCAUCUUUUUAUUGGACUGUUAAGAGAAUUCAGAAUUUGAGAGCGUUGACUUCUCCAGUAAUAUAAUAUCACACAGCCUGGAUUUAACAUAAUGACCAUUAAGAAGUAUUUUGGAUUUCAUUUUUAGAUUAGGUAAAAGGCAUCGCUUUGCUUGGAAGUGCUUUUUUGCCACUGAAGACACUCUGAUCGUGUGGGAAUUGAUUAUCAACCUUCUGAAAUCUCCCCCUCUUUCCCUGGAUCAUGUACCAGGAUUACAUCGGGACAUACGACACAUCCUCCCGCGGAAGCAGCAGCUCACCGGCGCACCCGGACACCAGCCCCAUUCCCGCCUCGAACUACCAGAAGUACAGAGUAGACAUGCCUGGCUCUAGCAGUGCCUUUAUUCCAACAAUAAAUGCCAUAACGACCAGUCAGGACCUGCAGUGGAUGGUUCAGCCCACAGUAAUCACAUCCAUGUCUAAUCCAUAUUCCCGGCCUCACCCAUAUGGCCUUUCUGUGUCUAGUGGCCCGAACCUCCUCGGCCACACAGCCCUCACACGGCCCGGGGUCAUCCGGUCCAUCGGUGACACACGUGGGCGACGCAAGCGAGACGAGCAGCUCACCCCAGAGGAAGAAGAAAAACGGAGAGUUAGACGAGAAAGAAACAAACUAGCUGCAGCAAAAUGUCGGAACCGCAGAAGAGAACUGACCGAGAUGCUGCAAGGGGAGACAGAGAAGUUAGAGGAGGAGAAGGGUGACCUGCAGAAAGAAAUCGAGACCCUGCAGAAGGAAAAGGACAAGUUGGAAUUCAUGUUGGUGGCCCACAACCCCGUGUGCAAACUGCCCCCUGAAGAACGCCAUCAGAGCUCGCACUCCCAGCAGUGUGCGCCCCUCCCUCUGACCAUGCGCUCCAACCUUGGUCCCCGGCGACCGAUGAAUACCCUCAACCCAGUCGUGGUUAAACAGGAGCCUUUGGAAGAAGACGACGACGAUGAGGAAGAAGGAAAAGCCCAGCAUUCAGUCAUUAAGCCCAUCUGCCUAGGUGGCGGCAUGUAUUGUUCUGAUGGAGACAGCCUCAACACGCCUGUGGUGGCUGCUUCCACCCCGGUGUCCACCCCGAGUAACCCAAGCCUCAUCUUCACCUACCCCAGCAUACUUGAGCCCGAGAGUCCUUCGCCCUCGUCGGAGUCCUGCUCCAAAGCCCACCGUCGUAGCAGUAGCAGCGGCGACCAAUCCUCAGAUUCCCUAAAUUCUCCCACCCUGUUGGCGCUUUGAAGGAAACGUUCUUGACCAUUCUCGUGGAUCGCCGGAGCACCCUCAGCUGCGAUUUGAGUGAGGACUUCACCUCAGCAAAGCUGAGAACCCUCAAGGGCUAAUUUGCUCAUUUUGAUUUAAACGUUUCAGAAGAGAGUUUUUGUUGUCAUUGUUGAAAUGUAUGUGCAAAUUCCACUCGCUGUUUCAGCUACAAAUAGUGCUGAGUUUCUGGAAUGAAGACGAAAAAAGCGGGAGUACAGAUUUCAUCUUUCAUCUUUAGCGAGACUCAGAGCAACUUUCAGUCGGCUGCCUGUACAGAAGAGCAAGAUAUUUCCUGCUGGCUGUCUAACUUAAUUCUUGAUAGGUACAAAAUAAGAUAUUGGACACUACGGUAGAUUGCUGCCCUCAAAACAUCAUCUUUGUAUUUGUGACGUCUGAUUAUUGUCUCUUUGUACUUUGUGUCCUGCUGUUUAUAAUAUUUAGGGUUCACUGGAUGAGCCUCACUGCUGAGUGUCGAAAGAACCAUCUUGUAUAAUAAAAUGCUGACCAUUGAUGAUAUUUUGUAUAUGUGGCGCAAGCACUAAGAUAAUUUGCCAAAUUUACAUAGCUUUUGUUUUGUAAAGCAAAUAAACAAACAAACAAACACUUUCUAGCAUCAGCGAAUCUACUGUCAGGGAUUGUGUCAGUGAGCCAUAAGCAUUACUAGAAGCAAUUGCACAGAGAACACAAUAUAACGGUGUACAUGAGGGAUACUCUAGCCAUAUUAGGCUCUGCCUCUAACCCUGACAUGGCAAUACCGCUUUUGUAUUGGCGCACACUGUGGUUUUCAAACAAUAAUAAUAAUAAUAAUAAUAAAAAAAGAUUACUUUUAUAAUAUGUACUUUUAUGUCUUGAUUGGCCCUUUUUUCAGGGUACAGAUUAAACUGAAUCAUAUAUCAGCCAUAUGAGCACUUCUCCCUGAAACACUGGUUGGCUUUUUUUGCCACACUUGGGAACAGAUGCUCUUUGUCAGCAACCUUACAAUCCAAGUAAAACGCCAUUCUUUCCAGUGAUGGAUUAAACAGGGAACACAAAAUGAUUUUGAACAUUUGAUGCAAAAGGUGAGUGUGGUGUGACACUGACACUGAUCAGACGCUGAAGAAAAGACACACGUUGCAAUAUUUCUUGAAAAAAACAUUCCUUGAAAUAGAAGACUGAACUUCAGAGAGAUCUCAAGGUUACUGUUGCCACAGUCAGAUUAUAACUGAGGGUGAAUGUGAGUAUUUUGUUGUACAGGAUGCAGCAAAAUGAAACAAAACAAAACAAAACAAAUGUGGCUUCUGUUUGAAGGACUUUGUUGCUUUAUUUAUGUCAGCAACUUUCAAGGAUCUAGCAGAUAAUUUCAGUGUUUGUUAAAUGGAGUAUGAGAGAUUAUAGUUGCAAAAACAAAUUUAAUACCGAAAAAAAGACAAUGUUUAAGGACUGCGUGCUGUAAACUGUUCUCUGUUGGUCUUUGAAACCUGUGUGAUUUGAGCAAGCCAUCUGUACAGCUUUCUGCACAUGUCCUGCUUAUAGGUGUGUAUUCUCUCUCUCUCUCUCUCUCUCUCUCUCACUCUCACUCUCUCACUCUCCCUUUAUUGCUUUAACUGUUAAAAGACAGAAAACAACCUACAAAAACAGCAAUAUGUAAGGCAGUGUUGUUCCUUUGAUAAUACAUUUAAAUUUAUUAUUAUGAUAAUAAAACCAUUUCCAAAGUGGUAUUUUUGGAUAGUCGUAUUUUGUUGUGCACAGUGUUUUGCGUAUGUUGGAUAUCUCAUUGUUACAAUGUGGUUGCUUCUGUGUUUCUUUGAGUCAAUCACAAGAUGGUUGAAUGCACCUGCAGUUAUUCCUUCAUCUACAAUUUCUUAAUCAAAGAUGCAGAUUUAUUCAUCCUAAUUUUGGUCUGCGAACCUAAAUCUGUCAUUUACCUUUGAUAGACAUCUUUGCUUUGUCACUCUGACAGUAAUGACAAUGUAAGAAAUCAAGAAUACUUGCUUUGUAAAAUACGUAAAAUAUUUCAUAAAUCUUGCAUGGUGGUGUAGAGGAAAACAAAUAAGCAUGUACAUACAUGUACUCUAUGUACAGUUUUAAAUACAAUACUUCCUGCUCAUAGUUCAUCAGUGCUUCUGCUGUAGUUCUGGUUAUCAAACUGCACUUUAUGUAAAAACUAAUAUUUAAAUUUGUAUGUAAGGAUGCUAAUUUGGCCAUAAAAAUCAGGGUUUGUUACUCAAUAUUCAUUUCAAAUGUCAAAACUGAUGUUUUGGUUAAAGGUGCAUUCAUUAUCUUGCAUUACUAUGAAUGGAUGACCCAUUGUCUCAUUCCACCAAAUCAAAUU
Molecule: messenger RNA, 3842 nt
Organism: Carassius carassius (crucian carp)
Lineage: Eukaryota; Metazoa; Chordata; Actinopteri; Cypriniformes; Cyprinidae
Product: fos-related antigen 2-like
Exons: 4
Coding region: 497-1510 (337 amino acids)
Biological process (GO): regulation of transcription by RNA polymerase II
Cellular component (GO): nucleus
Molecular function (GO): RNA polymerase II cis-regulatory region sequence-specific DNA binding; DNA-binding transcription factor activity, RNA polymerase II-specific
Source: RefSeq, a predicted model, not a curated record